Molecule: messenger RNA, 6361 nt
Organism: Chironomus riparius
Lineage: Eukaryota; Metazoa; Arthropoda; Insecta; Diptera; Chironomidae
Source: the annotation of a GenBank genome assembly
UUUCAACUCGCUAGACGUGUAAUUUACGCUCCCAUUUUUUCAACAGAAAAAAAAUAUUGAAAAAAUUUAUUUUUUCUUUUAUUCUUUGAAAUAGCAAAAAAAAGUGGCGGAAAAGGAGAAAAUUUUCACUCGACAAAAACGCCCAGAAAAUGAAUAAGUGUUACCUUAAAAUUAAAAAAUAAAUUAUCAAGUGCAAUUUUAAGUUUGAUUUAAAAAUUUUCAUUUCGUGAAGUUUUUUUCUUCAAUUUUUAUUCAAAAAAAAAAAUCUUUUAAUUUCGUGUGAGACCGAAAAUUGAUUAUUUUUCGCAACAUACAAACCAAAUGAGAGAAGCAGCAAGGCAUCAUAAUUAAGCUUCAGCAUUUUUAACAAAAAGUCGAGACAUCAAGGGAAAUUUUGCUUCAAGACGAAAAAAUUUUCAGCAACAAAAAAAAAUAUUUUUUUAAAAAAGUCAAUAAGGAAAUAAAUACGACGACAUAGCUUUUCUGGCUUCAUUUGCCAUUUAUAAAACAAGGAGCGAUUAUCUGCGAUUGCAUAACCACAUCAUAUUUUACACAGCAGUAAAAUAAUUUCAUAUAAGAGGAGCGCGACAGUGCCGAGAAAUAUUCACAACGUCCCGCUUAUAUUGCCGAUAGCCGAUCAUCAACAAACGUAAAUAGAAGAGAAAGAAAAACACUUUUUUUUCCUCUCAAACGUUCGGAAGCAACAGCAGCAGCAAAAAAUUUUAAAUAUAAAAAAAUUCGCUGUAUAUUUUUUUUCGUUAUUGCUACGCUUUCCUAUUUCCCGCUCAGUCAAUAAUCGGACGUCAAGCGACAACAAUUGGACAACAACAAGGAAUAUAUUUUCUUGAAUAUAUAAACAGCUUGCCAUUCGCACUACAGCUUUCAAUAAUCAAUUGAAUUUCAAUCGUGAACACAGAAGAUAAAGCUCCGACUGCUUUAAAAAAGAAAAAUGUCAAGAAUGAAUGGACAUCAUCAUGAAGAAGUGGAAGACAAACUUGUCGAAGUUCCACAGUAUAGCUUGAUUAAGUUGCGCAAUAUGUUUAAGGCUAAUUGGCCGAAAAACAUAACUGCUUAUUACUUGAUUGAGAAUUAUAUGGAAUGGCUCGAGAAGGUCAACAAUAUCAAGAACUUGAAGAUCUAUUGCCUUAAUGGCGAAUGGAGAAAGGAUGGAACAUUUGUUAUCAUUGAUCGCUAUCGCUUAUUUAUGUAUACACUCGAUGAAAGCAAUAAGAAAUUGAAGCGCAUUCUUAAUUUAUUGGAUUGGAGCAAAGGUUUUGAUGUCUCGUCUGUUUGUCAGCGCCAUUUAACUGCUGUUUUGCAAGUCAUGGAGAAGAAGCGAUUGCCAAUUGAGAAGUCAUUCAUGUUGAAUUUCCAUUAUUUGCCGAAGGAAGAAGCUUUGAAGUUCGAUACAGCAUCACCUGAGGGAAUCUAUUUAAAGCAAUUGGUACCCGCCGAUGGUCAGAAAAUUAAUGAUUUAUGGCCACAUGCACACAAUGGAUCCUUAUACUUUAUUCAAAGGUUGAUCGAAAUGAAUUUAAAUAUUGGUGCUUUCACAAAGGAAGAAGACGAAUUGAUUGCAUGGUGCUUAAGAAUCGAAAUGGGAAGCUUCGGCAGUCUUCAGGUUGACGAACGUUUCCAACGUCGCGGUCUUGGUUCAUUGAUGGUUAAGCUCAUGUCACGACGUUUAGCAGAACAAUCAAAAGACAUAACAGCCGGAAUUGUCGAUUCCAACUACAAGUCACGGCAAAUGUUCCAGAAAUUGGGAUUCAAACACAUUGAUGAUACUCACUGGUUCACAAUCGCCCCAACAAUUCCACAUUAUCGAUGGGUCGAUUAACUUUGCUAAACAUUUGCGGAACUCUCUUUCCUUUCAUCUAUAUUUGAGGCUUUUCUUUUUCUUAUAGUUUUUAACAAACCUCUUUAUAUUAGUGAUAAUUUGAAUCAGUUCUUUUAGAUCAAAUUUUAUUGUAUUUUUAUUAAUUUAUUUAAAGAGAAAAAGAUUAUUAUUAGGCUGUAAGAUACACACACACACACAUACACACAAAACUUUAUCGUCAAAAAUUCAUGGAGAUUCAUAAGCUAGCGAGUGUGAUUUUUUGAGAUGCAAGAUGUAAUUCAGAGGGAAUUUAACUUCUAAAAUGAACUAUAUAAAAUUUAUUGUCUAGAUGAUUCAAUGGUAGAAUUAAUGUCGAACUAAUUUUUUUAGUGUAAUUUUGUAAAAGUUUCAGUAGUUUGAGGAUAUUCCUUUUUAACUAUUGAAUAAUUACAUGAUAAACAACAAAAUACACAUAAAUAAGCGGUAAAUUAAUAUAUAAAAAAAUUGUUAAAAAAAAGUCUUUAAUGUGAACAAAAAAAAAGUUUUUUCCCGCCAAAAAAUAUUAAAUUUCAAAAUAUUUAAAUUCAAAGACAAUUUCUACCAUUUUUAAAAGAUUAAUCUAGUAUUACAUUUGUGAGUUUAAAUCGAGAUAUCUUUCUAUAAAAAGUACAUUUUCCAUUUUAAAUUUCAUAAUUGAAUCAAAACCGAUUUAAUCAUGCAUUUUUGACGAAUCAUUUUGUGCUUAAAAUUGAGAAUUAAUGACUUAAUAUAAUAAUUAGUAACUAAAGAUUUUUGUCUUUUUGAAGACUUAUAUAGAUGAUAUGAUAUGAAUAUAUGCGAGUUGUACACUAAAAUCAAUAAAAAGGCAGUUCAGGGCGAUGCAACGAUGCCUAAAUUGUGAAAUUUACGGUGUCGGAGACUGAUUUGGAACCUUUUAAAGAACGAAACUGUGGUUCGAAGUUGGAUGGCUUCAGUAAUCAGGAAAUUGAAGAGCCAGUUUUAAGGUAGCUUACAGCAGAGCUUUAUUCAUAAAGCCUAGCUUGAAGCUAACCUAAAACUAGCUUUUUAACAGUCUAGUUGCUAGGAUGGCAUUAGGUUUCGCUUCGAAGUGCUUUAUAUAUAUAGUGAUGCAUGAUUUUGAAGCUAUUUAAUCAUCUGAUUGGUGAAAUUUGCCAAUGAAAUGAAAAAUGGCGCCAAAAUUGGAAGUGUACUCCUCGAGAUUGAGUGUAGUUAUGUUCUAUGCAACUAUGGUAAGCUUCUCAAUGAAGCUUCUACUUCAAUGACGAGUAGUUUAAUUCAAUUAUGUAUUACAACUGAUGGCAAACGUGAAAGAAUUAUAGGAUUCACUUCCUAUAUAAUUAUUUCUAAUUUUGUCACGAAAAUAGAAACGCAAAUACGGAAAUAUAUGAAGAAUUCUUGCCUAAUGAGCUUAAAACGAGCCUUAAGCAGCUAUUCAGAUUAUAAUGGGAAUCCUUACAACUGAAUUGGCCUUGAAUUGUUUCCUAUUUACACCUUUACGUCAAGCAAUGAGCAACACUGUAAGUGGUAUAGAGCAUAACAACAUUCAAAUAACAUUUUAAUAAUACAGUAGUUUGCACCGUACUGUGAACUUUAUAAUUAUACCUUUUACCUUAAAUUUUUUUAGGGACAUAUUUUGAUAGAAGAAAAAUUUUAUUAUUGAAUAUUUUAGACUAGAAAAGAAAAAAAAAACUUAUUUUUAUUAUUCUUAAUUUAAUGAAAAAACAUAAACAAAAGUGUUAACAAAUUUAUUAAAAUUAUAAGUAAUUUGCUCAACCUCUUUUUGGUUCAAUCCUUUAAUAAAUUUUAAAUUUUGAUUUAUAAUUUUCAAAAUUCUAAGAAAAACAAAGUUGGAAAAAAAAAAUUUAUUGCAUCUGAAUUUGAAAACCAGAUUUAGAAAUAUCUAGAAAAAUGAAAGAUGCACACCUAGCGCACCAAAAUUAUAUUUCCCCAUAAAUCAAUGUCUUUUUAAAAAAAAGAGUGCUAUGAAAUUGUCUUAAAAUUACACACACAAAAAAAAGUUUCAUAAUUAAUUAGAUUAUAUCACAGAGUGGCACUUUGUCGCUGUUAUUCGUAUUAAUCAAGAAAAAAAAAUUAAUUAAAGAAUAUAGUGAUGAAUAUGAUAAUGAAAAGUUUUUUUUCUUUUGAGAUUUUUUUUUAUUAAUCGAGCUUGUUUCUUGAGUUGGGAAGAGACUCAUUUGAUUGGAUGAUGAUAUUUACAGGGAAUUUUAAUAAUUCUAACCUAAAGUAUUAGACAACUUAAUUGAGGGUCUACCAAAUGCCAUCAGCCAAUUUACAUAAUUAUGGUACGACCCUUUCUAAUUUUGUCAAUUUAAAGCCUUCAAUUAUUCCCAGCCAAACUGUUUCAAACCAUUUCUAUCGUUUAUCUAACUCAGUGUUUCUCAAACUUUGAUCUACGGAGCAACAAUGUUCCACAAGUCAUCCUAGAUGUAGCAGCUAAAUGAAUAAUUUACUGCCCUGCACUCUGAGAAGUUUAAGAAACACUGAAAACAAUCCUAACCUCGAAAAUCAUCCAUUAAAAUGAGUAAUACCGAGCGACAUACAGCUGCUCGGAUUCCCAUCUCAAUAAAAUGUCGAGAGCUGUCGCGGUCAUUCGCAUAUCAUCAUAUAAUCAAAAAACAUUCGAGACAAAUUUUAUUUGUUGUAAUCUGCGAUAUUUUCUUAUUCACGGGAAAUCCGAAUAAAGAUCGAACAGCUCUUCGACACGUCGAUGUGUAUUUUUAUUUUAUUAUUUGAGAAAAAAAAUAUAUAUGAAAAAGUAAAAGAAAAUCACACGAAAGACUUUGUGCUCUCGCCUUAUUCCGUUUGCGAAGUAUCUGUCUGUGAAUUAGUCUAGAAAAAAGUAAUUUAAUUCUUUAUUCUUUUCUUUCUUUCUUAGUCAACUACCUCUUGAUUUAUACAUUAUGAGAGAGUGAUUGUUGAAUAUUUACAUAUUUCUUAUGAUUAAUCUUGUUAUUCAGUCUUAUAAAUUCAUUAUGAUUGAUUACAUUCGGAAAAAAAAUCUUGAUUUGUUGUUGAUUAAUGAUUUUAAUGAUAAUUUUCAAUUGUUAUAAAUUAGUUUUAGUGGACAAAUCAUGUAAACGAUUUAGUGAUUGCUGCUAUGGAACCAAAAUUAUUGUCUACUUGAAGUUCUAUGGAAUAUUAAAUAAUUUAAUCGAAAAAUUACCUUAAAAAUAUGAAUAUUCUAAUUCUUGAAUGAAUUGAGCUCGUUUAAAUGAAAAUGUUUUAAAUUUAUUUGUUUACUAAGCACUUAGGUUGAUCUGCAGGAGGUUCAAGUUUGUCAAACGAUAUCAAAUAUUUUAAAUAUUGAUUAGUUGUUGACUAGAAAUGGAUUUAGGAAUUUUCAUUCAUACGAGCUUAAUUUUUUUAUUGCACUUAGUAAUUUGAAGUAUAGAAUUGUAAGUUGAGCACUAUUUAAUAGCUUCUUUUAAUUAGAUUUGCAAAUAAAAUUAGUUUUAAAUUAAAUAUCAACAAUCAAGGGUGUCAAACUACGAAAAAAAACCUUUUCACACCCCAAAUUCAAACUUCAAAAAGUCCAUUAAAUUUCAAAUAUUAGCUUUUUCAAGUGUGUUGGCUUUUAAUUGUGCUUAAGUCACAAAUAUUGUAAUGGAAAGUUCGUCGAAAAUAUUCAAAAUAAAAUGAGAAAAAUGUUUCAAAAAUUUGUCCACUAAUCCUUAAACAAACAAGACUUCCCAAAAUUUAAAAAAAUGAAAGUUUUUAAAAAUCAAAAAAUUUACAAUUCAAAUUUCAUUUAAUAUUUAUAAAAAUUUAAAUAAAACAUAAAAUUCAAAUAAAAGAUCCAAAAAAAUGAUAAUAGAUUUCAAUAGAUGUUGGAAAUCCUCAAAAAAAAAAAUAAAUAAUGACAUAAGAAAUUUAAUCUCCCACAAAAAAAUAUAAAAAAAAAGUUCUAUCCGCAGAAAUGUCAUGUAUAAAAUAUUAAUUAUUUUAAAAAUAAUUGAUGUUUUUUGAGGAACGAAAAUAUUUUUGCAUUUGAUGAACGAUAAGCUACUGACGACUCUUUUUUUUAUAUUCUGUUUCUUGUGAUUGUACAAAUGAUGCUGAUGAUGAUGAAUUAAUGUGAAUGCUAGGUAUCAAAGGUUAUUAGAGCUCUGUGACUUCAAUUAGACACCGUACAACCCUCGACAGCUGGCGUAUUAAGUAUCAGAUUCAGAUGUAGGCAGACCAAUUUUGUGUCAAUCAAAAGAUUAAUUAGUAAUUUACCAGCAAUAAUGACCUUUGAAUUCACCUAGAGCUAUGAAUUAUAAUGAAAUAUGAAUUAAAACUUUUAAAUCUUUAUUAUUUUUUAAUGUCAAAGAAAAGAGGAAAAAAGUUUUGAAAAAAAAAAUAUUUCUGUCAAAUUUUGAUGAAAAAAAAAAUCAAAAUGUUAUUAACAAUAUUACUUAUAUAUUAGAAGAUUGCAAAAUAUUUAGCAAGUGGGUUGGAUGAUUGAAAACAAAACUAUUAAUUGCAAAAUAAGGAAAAGAAAAAAAAAGUAAUUAAAAAAUU